Nannospalax galili (Upper Galilee mountains blind mole rat) is the source of this 6772-nucleotide messenger RNA. It is a transcript of the gene Cnot6, whose product is annotated as CCR4-NOT transcription complex subunit 6. The record is from RefSeq and is a predicted model, not a curated record. Gene Ontology annotation, cellular component: nucleus; CCR4-NOT complex; cytoplasm. Bases 232 to 1905 code for a protein of 557 amino acids. Gene Ontology annotation, biological process: nuclear-transcribed mRNA poly(A) tail shortening. The transcript is spliced from 12 exons. Gene Ontology annotation, molecular function: protein binding; poly(A)-specific ribonuclease activity. Lineage: Eukaryota; Metazoa; Chordata; Mammalia; Rodentia; Spalacidae.
CGGCGGCGGUGGCGGCGGCGGCGGCGGCGGGGGCCGGGCGAGCGGGACGGCGUAGCGGCGGCGGGUCGGGGCGGCAGAGGCGCGGCGGCGCUCGCCGGGGGAAACAAAGACCGGCGGCGGCGCUGCGGCAGCGGGCGGGACUGGUAUGGUGGUUCCACAGGGCAGACCGCGCUGCACUCACCGGGAGGAGGCGGCGGCAGUGGAGGAGGAAGGCGGCGCAGCUGGAGAGGCAUGCCCAAAGAAAAAUACGAGCCCCCUGACCCCCGGAGGAUGUACACAAUUAUGUCCUCUGAGGAAGCAGCAAAUGGAAAGAAAUCACAUUGGGCAGAGCUUGAAAUAAGUGGAAAAGUAAGAAGCUUAAGCUCAUCUUUGUGGUCACUAACUCACUUGACAGCUUUGCAUCUGAGUGACAAUUCCCUGUCCUGUAUUCCUUCAGACAUUGCCAAGCUUCACAAUCUGGUAUAUCUGGACCUGUCCCAUAAUCAAAUCCAGAGUUUACCGGCAGAACUCGGAAACAUGGUAUCACUCAGGGAGCUCCAUUUAAAUUACAACCAGUUACGAGUUCUACCUUUUGAGCUGGGAAAACUGUUUCAGUUGCAGACUUUAAGCCUGAAAGGAAAUCCACUUACCCAGGAUAUAUUAAACCUCUGUCUGGAACCAGAUGGAACAAGGAAGCUACUGAACUAUUUGCUUGAUAAUUUGUCAGGUACUGCAAAAAGAAUUUCAACAGAACAACCCCCUCCAAGAUCUUGGAUCAUGUUACAAGAACCAGACAGAACAAGGCCAACUGCCUUGUUUUCUGUCAUGUGCUAUAAUGUUCUUUGUGAUAAAUAUGCGACCCGGCAGUUAUACGGCUAUUGUCCAUCAUGGGCACUAAAUUGGGACUACAGGAAAAAGGCCAUCAUUCAAGAAAUCUUGAGCUGCAAUGCCGAUAUUAUAAGUCUUCAGGAGGUUGAAACGGAACAGUAUUACAGUUUUUUUCUGGUAGAGCUGAAAGAACGUGGCUAUAAUGGAUUCUUUAGUCCUAAAUCUCGAGCUAGGACGAUGUCAGAGCAAGAGAGAAAACAUGUUGAUGGCUGCGCAAUAUUCUUCAAGAUAGAAAAAUUUACUUUGGUUCAGAAACACACUGUAGAAUUUAAUCAGCUAGCAAUGGCAAAUUCAGAAGGGUCUGAAGCUAUGCUGAAUAGAGUCAUGACAAAAGAUAACAUUGGAGUUGCAGUACUACUAGAACUUCGAAAGGAAUUGAUUGAAAUGUCAUCUGGAAAACCACAUCUUGGAACAGAAAAACAACUUAUUCUUGUGGCUAAUGCUCAUAUGCAUUGGGACCCUGAAUACUCUGAUGUGAAGUUGGUACAAACUAUGAUGUUCCUCUCAGAAGUGAAAAAUAUUAUUGAUAAAGCCUCUCGAAGCCCCAAAUCCAGUGUACUGGGAGAAUGUGGAGCUAUUCCACUUGUGCUGUGUGCAGAUCUGAAUUCUUUGCCAGACUCGGGUGUUGUAGAAUAUUUGAGCACCGGCGGAGUAGAAACAAAUCAUAAAGACUUUAAGGAACUGAGAUAUAAUGAAAGUCUUACAAAUUUCAGCUGUAAUGGGAAGAAUGGAAUGACCAAUGGAAGAAUCACUCAUGGUUUCAAGUUGAAGAGUGCCUAUGAGAAUGGCCUGAUGCCUUACACAAAUUACACAUUUGAUUUCAAGGGUAUAAUUGACUACAUCUUCUACUCUAAACCUCAGCUGAACACAUUAGCCAUCCUGGGGCCUCUGGACCACCACUGGCUAGUGGAGAAUAACAUCAGCGGCUGCCCACACCCACUGAUUCCCUCCGACCACUUCUCUCUGUUUGCACAAUUGGAGCUCUUACUGCCUCUCCUGCCCCAAGUUAAUGGCAUUCACCCUUCCGGCAGGAGGUAGUCCAGGAUCUUCAGAGGACCUUGGUUUUGCUUUUACUUGUAAACUUGUGACGAUCUGAAUAUAGAGGAGUGAGGUAUGGCCACUGGGGGUUUUCUCAAUGAGGAUUUGAAUUUUCAGUCUGAUAGUUGAUGUGAGGUUCUUGUGUGAAAGCCAGGUGCUAGCAACAGCAAAUUCUGAAUGCAGUAUCUUUAUACACUGCUAGACAGGGAUUGGUGUGCUCACACCCAUCUUUAAUUUGUUACAAGUAAUUUUCCUGUUUCUUCUCUCCAGUAUAAUAUUUUCAUGCCUUGAAAUAGGAAAAUGUUUGAGCAGCAUAUUCUGUCUACACAGAAAUCUGUAGCACUACUUUUUUGAGGCCAGUAAUAACAUCCAGAGACCAUUCUUCCAGGCUUUACUCCCUCUUUUUCAGACUUGUUUGUAAAAUGUAGAAUUUGAAUUUAGCCUUUAUGAUUGUAUAUGAUCCAUAGAAGACCUGAUUUAUGAAAUUUUGUACUAAAAAAUCAAAUUUGAAAACAGUUGUAUUAUAAACUAAGGCUAUUUUUUUUUAACCCAUGUCCUAUGUUCUGAAGGCCAGCUGGUAAAAAGGUUGCAACAGACUUUCUCUGCAAUGAUUUGCACUGUUAGGGUUUUGUUGGCCCUUUUGUACUACUUUAUUUUUAAAUUGAGAACAUUACUCUUUAAAUCUGAGUCUUAGACCUUGGGACAUUUUCUUGGACCAGAAGCAACUUAUGUAUGAAUUCCUGAAUUUUUAUGAAAACUAUCUACCAGGACAGGUAAGCUGAUCUGUAGGCAUUUAUGGACUGAAUAUGAUAGUUAAUAUAUGUACAUUGUGGUAUUUUUAAAUCUUUAACUUUUUUAAGUUAAAAAAUUGCAGCUGCUUAGGAACAGCUUCUUAACUCCUUUCUGAGAUACCCUCUGUCCUUUCUCCACUGUGCCUGCCUCAAUUUGUUCUCACCAAGCACUGCCUGUGCAUGCAGAGAAAAUCUGUGCAUCUUUUAUAUUUUUUAAAAACUGUAACAUUUGUGAGAAUUUUAUGAAGAUGCUUUUUUAUGAGCUGUGGCUUUCCCUGUUGGUGGCACAUUUUGGAACAUGUUCAUCGAGUCCUGGGGCUCUGCGCACCAGCCCUGAGCACUGCUUCUUGUGUUGUUGCACAGUGCCGCUUGUCACCCAGAAUAUGACUAUCAUGUGCAUUCCUUACUCUCUUACAUUUUUAAAAUCAUUCCUUUUUUUAAGAAGAAUAAUUUUCCAUUUUUGAAGCACUAUAAAUUAGAUGCAUUUCAAAACCGGUUCCUAAGACAAUUGUUCAGAUCAUUUUUAAAGUGACUAAUUUUAAUGUGUCAGCCAAGAUGAAAGUUAUACCAUACCCUGUAUUUUGCCCAUAGUGCCAUUAGUAGCUUAGAGGUAAAGUCACCUUUAGCUUCACAGAGUUAACUGGUGUGUUCUGUUCUUGGUCACUGGUUCUCUUUACAAAUCAGAUGAACCUCGGAGAGAACCCAGUCCAGCUGCUUUUGUUUCAUCUGCAGGCAGGGGAGCAAAAGGAUGCCAUGGAGCAUUAAAAGAAUUGUUGAAUGUUAUUAACAGUUUUUAUACAGAGACUCAGUCAUUCUGGAUGACUUAAAAUUUUAUGAGAAAACAUUUAAUUGUUUGUGCUUUUUUAAAGAGGAAAUAAAAUUACAUACUGUUUAAAUAAAUGAAAAAAAUUUUUUCUUUUUUUAAAAAGUUCUCUGAAAGGUCUUGAUCUUGAAUUUAUCCUGGACCUGCUUUUUCCUUUAAGUUUUUUGUUUGUUUGUUUGUAAAUCUUUAUUGUGAUGGUGGGUUUUUGUUUGUUUGUAGAUUAUUUUUCUCUUUGUUUAAGUUGUGCUGACACCAAACACAUCCAAUUUAUAAUCAGUACGUUGGUAUAGAACCAGUGCGUGACUUCUUACAGUGUUUUUGUUGCUCUUUGUGUGUGAAGUGUGAAUAUGUGUUUACUCAUUUUUCUUAAACACUGUGUUGGUAAUGUGCAUCAUGACAAUUUCCAGGGAGGGUGAGCUGGAGCUGGCUGGACUGAUGAGACUAAGGAAGCCACUUUUCCUGUGAUCUACAUUGUGGACUCGCAGGUCCAGAUAGCUUUGUGUAAGGACAGGGAAGGAGCACUUAUGUUGUACUUGUUAACGGAAGAUGUAUUCUUUUCAUAGAUGCUGGAACUAGAGUGCACUUGUUAGAUGAUAAAGGUUUGAGCUUUACACAAAAUGUUUUCAUCUGUAUUUGUUGUUGUCUACGGUAUAUUUGAAUUGGGAGGCAGCAUAUUAAGAUGCAAUUGCCUGUUAUGUCUUGAAAAUACUAGUUUUGCCUCUUUCGGGCAUACUACAUUCUGUGGGUCAGUUUAAACAUCUUCUCCACCUUGUUUAGAUAGUGAAAAAUUGAACCAAGAGUGUAGAUUUACAACUGUAACCUUCAAAGGAGAAAUAUUUUGAAUCUAUAGGUAAUAAAUGAUCACACCAAAAUAGACUGAUACUUUUGUUAAACAAGAUUUUAUGUUUUAAAAUUUGUGUCCUUAAUAAUUUCCAAUAAUCUAUACUCACUUAAAUACAGCAGAAAAUAGUCUGUUUUCAUGAUGUAGAUUAUUUUUUAAGAAUUCUGUAAUAAAUAUAUGUAAUGUUUUGCCAUAAUGUAAUUUCAGUGUUGUUGCUGGAUAAAUAUCCAUUUUAGGAAUGUUUUACAGAAUAUUUGGAGUCUGUUUCCUAUUUUAAGGAUGAGAAGAUUGGAGGCACUCAAUUCCUUGUAAAUCUUUUGAAGUACAGUUUACAGUAUUGGUGGUAAUUAUUUAUGCUUUGAGAAUUUAAAUAAUGUUCAUCAAAAUUAAUUUAUAGCAUAAUUUAAACUGAAGUUGUAGAACUAAAUUGUUGAUUGCAACUUUAAUAGUCCCAGAACAUAGUCAAAGAACAUCUCCAAGAAAUGUUUUGCUUGUAUCUUUGAUUUGGUGAUUACCAGGAAAACUUACUUUGUAUUAGCACUUUGAAACCUAAAGAUAUAAUUAAAUUGGGUAGAAUGCACUUCUAAAUGUUUAAAUUAUAAUUUCAAGUCUCUUCUAAGAUUCAGUUUUUCAAUAGUAUGUUCAAGUUAUGGAGUUCCGCUUUUUUACUAAAGUUACAGAAUUAGUUUCCAUCAUGACUUUCAGGUUUGGUAGUCAUUUUAUAGGAUGAAGCCAGCCUAGGCAAGAUCAUUUCAGGCAUUUGUCUUUGAAUGAGUCAGAAUAUCCAGUACCAGCUGGGUGUGGUGGCUCACUUAAUCCUGGCACUUGGGAGCUAGAGGCAGGGGAUCUCUAUGAGUUCAGGGCCAGCCUGGACUACAUGCAAGUUCCAGGCCACCAGCUGGGGCUCAAUAAUGAGACCCUGUCUCAAAGAGUAGGAGUGGAGGGAAGAAGCAGAAUUCCAGUUAUAGGUAUUGGCAGGACCUCAGAACACAAGCCAGUGUCCCCCAGGCACAGGCAGUAUUUUAAGAUGCUUACUUUGCCCCUUUGGUUACAUAAUUUUAAAAACUGGUAUGUUGAUGUAGUGUCUGAAAUAGAGUAGUCUUUAUUCACAGUACAUUAUAUGUGUAAUGCACUGGACUAACUCUUGUUUACCAUUCAUGUAACAAAACCCAGCACAUUAUCUGCACUAAGUUCAAAGAAUGUCACAUUUGCCUAGGCAGCUCUUUGAUAAGGGUAAUGAGAAACUGAAUUUAUACCAUAUGGACUGGUGGUAGCAAGGGCUUUUACUGUUCUUUUCAGUGGAAUCUUCUUGGUCAAAUUGUAACUAGCUAGUAUUAUAUUUAUAUACAGGGUCUCUUUUUCCUUACCAAUGUAUUUUCCUACUCAUAGCCAACCAAUAAAUUCAAUAUCUGUUUCAAAUAUUUUAAAGUGUAAUUUGUACAGCUGUAGUACUGAGGUUUCAGAAAAAAACAAAUGUUAGCCCACAGGCCCACAUUUGACAAUUCUGAGGCUUCUGGGGCAGGGUUACAGCUCACCCUUCCAGGGAGGAGCAAGUAUGGACAUGACCACUCUAAUGCGAAGCACUAAGAGUCUUUCCCAUUGGCUGUGUUACUCUGUAUAACACUCAUUGCCAAAGUUCAGUUUUGUAUUUAGGUACCCUAUGGUCCUUUUGCAUUUAGGACUUUUUUUGUUGUUGUUGCCAUAUACCUCAUAAGAAAUGGCCUCACCUGUCUUCCGUGUUUUGGAAGGAGAUUGACAUAUUUUAAAUAAAUGCUUUCAAAUAUAGUAGCAAACAUUGUGUUGGAGUUAUACUAAUUAUUAACGGUCUUAAUGUGUUACAUAUAUAAAUUUUGUUGCAUAUAUGACCUGUAAAAGGUGUGAUUUCCCCAGUCUUCAAAUGUGGGCUUAUGGUUUUAAAAAAAAACAAAAAAAUUGAUUACUUUUUUUAGAAAGUACUUCUCAGCGAGGAGAUGUCGAUGCACACACAUAUCAGGAGAAUGAGGCGGAGGGGUCAUGACUUCCAAGCUCCCCUCUUAAAAAGUAAGGGAGGGUCUGGUGGUGCAUGCCUUUGAUCCCAGCACUCUGGAGGCAGAGGCAGAGACGGUGCAUCUCUUGAGAUCAAAGCCAGCCUGGUCUACAUAUUGAGUUCUAGGCCAGCUGGGGCAACAGAAAGACCCUGUCUCAAAAAACAAACAAUUACAAAAAUAAUAAAAUAAAAAGAGGGAGGACUGCUCCCAUAACAUAGUUUUUAUAUAUGUGCUAGAAAACAUUUUUAGAUUAAAUGGCUAAUUAGAGAAAAUGUCUGCUGAGGCAUUAGUUUCUUAAACAUGUGCUACCUAAACCUAAUUUGUUACUUGGCCUCUGUAUGACAAGUCUUCUAUAUAUUUGUUAAAAAUAAAUGUAAAAAAUUAA